GGACGGAGUAACCCCACAUUCGGGAUGGAACAACCUCCAACUGUGUUCAGUUUUCCUUUCUUAGCUCAUUUCUACGCACAAUCUUAACAUUCUAGGCUAGAGCAAAGUCUAAGCGAACUAGCCUUUCGAAUACUAGCAGUUCACCACACGCCGUCGAAGCCAUGGUCCUAAAUCUCCGGAGAGUCUACCAGCCGCCAAGCAAGGAGUAUAAUAUUAUUAUUCGAAAUCAUAGGGAUAACGUCAUGGCUUUCUGUCCCCCAAAAGAUGAAGAACACAUCAAUUUUGACCGUUGGCUCGAUUCUUCAACUAAAUGUACGGAAAUCAACAUCACCAACACCUACGGGCGCCUCGCAAUUCUUCAGCUUGAAGAUGACAAUUGGAAGCUCGUCGUGUCGGGUAAUAUUGUAGAAGGUCGAAAGGCCAUAAAUAAUAUUGGUGGAAGCAGAGAUUUUGACGUUAGGUUCACUGGAGAUGGGCACAUGCUUUUGCAGUGUUGGAAUGGAAAGAAUUGGGGGAAAGGCGCUGGCAAUGUGUUGGACUUCACAAUCGUACCGUUUCAAGCAAGCCUCGAAUCAACUCAACCAAUGCACAAACUUUAGGCAGGUAUUUAGCAGAAAAAUGAAGAAGGCAGAAGGCAGAAGGCACCGACAGGCUUAAUAGGCGUUGAACCCAAACUUCUAUUAUACACAUGCAGUAAAGCCACGUAUCCAAUCUACUUCGAGUCCGUGGAGUAGUCAAGUUGUAAAGGUUUAAAAGAUAACUUAUAAUUUUAAGUUGGACGAGUAAAACAUUCGAAGCAGUCGAUAUCGCGAAGCCUAGCCGCGAUAAUCGCGAAUGUCGAGGUAUAUAAACUUUAAUUAUUAGCGACGAAAUCAUCGGCCUCGUGGCGCAACGGUAGCGCGUUCGACUCCAGAUCGAAAGGUUAUCCGUUGUAAGUAGUCCAUUCAAACCAAU
Annulohypoxylon truncatum is the source of this 954-nucleotide messenger RNA. RefSeq lists its product as uncharacterized. NCBI's taxonomy places the organism in Eukaryota, Fungi, Ascomycota, Sordariomycetes, Xylariales, Hypoxylaceae. Bases 162 to 599 code for a protein of 145 amino acids. The record is from RefSeq and is a predicted model, not a curated record. The transcript has a single exon.